This is a messenger RNA of Scleropages formosus (Asian bonytongue), 1352 nucleotides long. It is a transcript of the gene npm1a, whose product is annotated as nucleophosmin 1a. The record is from RefSeq and is a predicted model, not a curated record. The transcript is spliced from 11 exons. The coding region runs from base 87 to 959 and encodes 290 amino acids. Gene Ontology annotation, molecular function: chromatin binding; RNA binding; histone binding. Lineage: Eukaryota; Metazoa; Chordata; Actinopteri; Osteoglossiformes; Osteoglossidae. Gene Ontology annotation, biological process: ribosomal large subunit biogenesis; ribosomal large subunit export from nucleus; chromatin remodeling. Gene Ontology annotation, cellular component: ribonucleoprotein complex; centrosome; nucleoplasm.
GUGUCCUUAGGAUCCGAAGCAUGUUAGUGAGACUCCGUGGGGUGGAAGGGUCCAUUUGUGGUCGUCGCCGCGUGCUGUGAACGAGAAUGAACGAUACAGACAUUGAACAGAUGGAUCCUCAGAACUUUCUGUAUGGCUGCGAGUUGAAAGCUGGAAAGGAGGUUGUGUUCAACCCCUCAGAUGAUGACUUUCAGCAUCAGUUGUCCUUGAGGAUGGUGUGUGUGGACCCCAGUACAAAGGAUGAGCUGCACAUCGUGGAGGUGGAGGGUCGGGACAAAGAUGGUGAGACGGUCAAGGCGGUGCUGGCCACACUGAAGCCAUCCACCCUACCCAGUGUCUCUCUGGGUGGGUUUGAAAUCACCCCACCAGCUGUCUUCAGAUUGAAGUCUGGCUCUGGACCAGUUCACAUCAGUGGCCAGCACCUUGUCUUGAUGGAUGGAGAUCAGUCAUUUGAUGAGGAUGAUGAUGAUGAAGAGGAAGAGGAGAUGGUGAAAGGAUCCACCAAAAGACCUGCCCCUCCAACAGCAUCCAAAUCUCAGAAAAAAAUGAAGAUGGAGGAAGAGAAUGAUGAGGAAGAUGAAGAUGAUGAGGAUGAAGAUGAUGAGGAAAGUGAAGAGGAAGAAACUCCAGUUAAACCCAAGAAGACCCCAGUCAAGGUCCAAACACCUGCCCAGAAUGGAAAAACCCCCAGUACCCCAGCUGGGAAACCCAAUGCUAAGGCCAAGACACCUGACUCUAAAGGCAAAGAUAAGAAGCCGCAGACUCCUAGGACACCCAAACCUGCUUUGUCUCUGGAUGAGAUCAAGGCUAAGUUACUUGCUUCAGUUCAGAAGGGAGUGAAUCUGCCCAAGGUAGAGGCCAAAUUUGAAAACUUUGUGAAGAAUACGUUCCAUGUGGCUGAUGCCAAGGUUAUCCAGGAACUCUGGAAUUAUAGACAGACAGUGAAGGAUAGGAAGUGAUUUUUUUUUAAACAUUUUAAAUGUUUUUUUUAUAUAAAUUUGCCACCCAGUCUUUCAUCCUCACCUGCCUCUCUAAUCACAGUCCGUCCAGAGCUGUCUCAGAGCUCUGCCACAGUAAGUGGGUUGUAGUUUUUCAGCAGCAGGAGAUGUUGUACCAUCUGCAACUAAAAAAAAAAUUCCUAUUCAAGCUGAUUUGUGUGAGAGGUGGUGAGCUGUACUGAUCCAAGGCCCAUGUAAGCAAUGUCCAGGACUGUGUUUCAAGACUCUCUGUAACUCAUUUGGUGUUUUAAGGGUACUUUGCCAAGUAAUGGAUUGAGAUUGAUCAUGGGACCUGCAGCUUACUUGACUUCCCUGCGAUUUUUGGACUUAACUGCAAUAAAGGAGUGGAUGACA